Messenger RNA from Mesorhabditis belari, 837 nucleotides. The record is from the annotation of a GenBank genome assembly. Lineage: Eukaryota; Metazoa; Nematoda; Chromadorea; Rhabditida; Rhabditidae.
AUGGGUCCAUUUUGGGUAAAUUAUCCUGAAGUGCUGAAAGUGACUGCGAUUGGAUCGGCGCUAGCGGUUGCACUCUGUGUACUUGGAACAAUCUACACAAAUGUGCAACUGGGGUCGACGGAUCCGAAUGCUCCCAGUGUGGCCAAUGUCAGCUUGGAGUUGUUGUUGCAGCUUGUCUGGUGUCCACCCGAUGACACAUUCGAUGCUUUUCAAACAUACAUCCCCGAUCUCUUACCGGUCACCAUCUAUUGUCAAGCCCUCAUUUCGGCAAGUCGUUUCUUUGCCGUCUCUUUCAAUGGCACUUUCUUCAUGUACACAACGAAAUGGCCAUUCGGACAAUUGAUCUUUGGCUAUGUACUAGGAGGGAUCGGGUCACUUUGCUCGAUUUGUGCCGAUCAUUUGUUCUACGAACACCCAAAUCUAGCGUUAACGAUAAGAGCAAUCAAGACAAUGUUUCCAAUGGCCAUCGUUUGCUUUAUGAUCACUUUGGAUGGGUUCACUUUUCGAAAAGUUUGCCUUUUCCAACGGCAGGAAGGGAAAAAAGCGGCACGAGUCGAUAGACGAUUAGCAAAACAGGUGAUCUGCAGCUCGAGCGUCUACUUUAUUUAUUACUUGCUCACGCCGUUGUUUUACAUUUCAUUUUGUCGGCUAUUCGGGAUGUAUUUACUGGAAGGUCUCAUGCAAAUCGUUUCCAUCAUCCAAUGGACAUUGCUUACAUUGGGCCUCAGCUGUGCCAAUGUGCUUCUCUUGAGGAAGGUCAAAGUCUCGAUGACUCAACAGAGCACAGUGGGCAAACGGUUGAUCGAAGAAGCACCACACAUACUGCAGUUUCGCCCA